This is a messenger RNA of Aedes aegypti (yellow fever mosquito), 2237 nucleotides long. RefSeq names its product UDP-glucuronosyltransferase 2B37. Lineage: Eukaryota; Metazoa; Arthropoda; Insecta; Diptera; Culicidae. Bases 213 to 1781 code for a protein of 522 amino acids. The record is from RefSeq and is a predicted model, not a curated record. The transcript has 5 exons. Gene Ontology annotation, molecular function: UDP-glycosyltransferase activity.
CUAAUCCUUCUAGUACCGAUUCAACUUUCAGCAUGCGAAUCCGAUCAAUGCAUGCGCGAAACGAACUCUUCUGAACUCUCAGUUUCGGUGCAAACUUCGAGGCGUUCGGACGUGAUUUUACGAGCGAUUAGUGAGCGACAGUUUUGCGGUCUACUUCGAUCAGUGUGAUUGGGAAGGUUUUUUGUUGGAUGAGGUGAGACGUCGUCGCCAAGAUGAAACCGUUGCUCAACCGAAACUGCUGGGCUGUGAUAUUGGGGCUGUUUGGCCUGGUGUGCGAUCAGGCCUGGUCGUACAGAAUUCUGGGACUAUUCCCACAUCCGGGCGCCAGCCAUUUCCACUUCUUCGAACCGGUUCUGAAGGGGUUGGCCGCGGCUGGACACGAGGUGACUGUCGUUAGCCACUUCCCGAAAGACAACCCACCGCCGAACUAUGUGGACAUACCGCUGGAAGGAAUGAAGUUGCUGUCGGACUCGGUUAGCUUUGAGCUGUUCGAGUACCGACCCGCCUUUUCUCACUUCAUGGAGUUUUUCAUGCUGUACGACUGGGGCAAGCAAGCCUGUGAUAAUGCACUCAAUUCGGCUGCCAUCAAACAGGUGCUGGAAUCCAAAGUCCAGUAUGACCUGAUAUUGGUGGAACAAUUCAACAAUGAUUGUAUGCUCGGUGUGGCGCACCUGUUAAACGCUCCCUUCAUUGGCCUCAGUAGCUGUCCGCUGAUGCCAUGGCAUUACGACCGAGUUGGCAAUCCCAUUAACCCAUCGUACAUCCCAGCACUGUUCAUGGGCUAUUCGGAGAAGAUGAGUUUCUCGCAGCGAACGGCUAACUUCAUCACCGCGCAAACUUUCAAGGCCAUGUACAGCUGGUUCAACGAUAAUGCCGCUAAUGCCAUGAUCAAACAGCGAUUCGGAGAUGGAAUGCCCGACAUCAAGGACCUCCAGAAGCGGACCAGCAUGAUGUUCGUCAAUCAGCAUUACUCGCUAAGUGGGCCAAAACCGUUGACUCCGGCUGUGAUCGAAAUCGGAGGUGCUCACAUUCAGGAGUUCAAGGAACUCGACCCCGAACUGAAGAAACUGCUGGAUACGGCCGACCACGGUGUAAUCUACAUCAGCUGGGGCUCGAUGAUCCGAGCUGAAACCCUGCCGGAGGACAAGCGGAAUGCGAUUCUGAGCGCUCUGGGCUCGUUCAAGCAACGGGUCAUCUGGAAGUGGGAAAACGAAACCCUACCGAAUCAGCCCUCGAACGUGUAUAUUAGGAAGUGGCUACCACAGAAGGAAAUCCUAUGUCAUCCAAAGGUUCGUGUCUUCAUGAGCCACGGUGGACUGCUAGGAAGUUCUGAAACGGCUUACUGCGGCGUUCCGGUGGUCGCUACUCCCAUGUACGGCGAUCAGUACAACAACGCUGCUGCACUGGAACACCGCGGAAUGGGCGUGGUCUUGCCGUAUGAACAAAUCACCCGCGAUACGGUCUACGAUUCGCUGAAGAAAGCACUCGAACCGGCCACUAUGGAGAAGGCCAAGCAAGUUUCGUACUCCUAUCGUAACCGCCCGAUGAAUCCGGUCCAAACGGCGGUUUGGUGGUGCGAGCACGUGGUCGCCACCGGAGGACUCCCGCUGGCCAAAUCCUACUCAACCGAACUGCCGUGGUACGUGUACCACCUGUUGGACGUAAACUUUGCCCUGCAUGCGUUCAACUUUGUGUACCACCUGUGCUGGUUCUGGCUGGUCAAGCGCGUUUGCUGUCGAGGCGUUUCGGCGUUCAGCGAACCAAAAGUGAAAACCAACUAGUGGGUUGGGCGUCGGAUUCGAAGCGUGAUAUAGACUGUAAUAGCAAAUAUUCUGAAGGCGGUAGAAUUAUUCACUUAGCCUCUGUGAGUUAAAGCAGUGAAAACUGCAAGCGGAAUGUUAAAUUCAUAGACAACAUUUUAGAUUAUUGUUCCAGUGUAUUGCAGAGGUUAUGUUUUUCCAACUAUUUGCUUUUAGCUAUUUUCGAAAAAUAGUUUAAUAGUAAAAACAACUGCGAACCUUACAACUAGUAGGUAGGUACUUUUUGAAACUGAUGGAAACGAGUAGUGUAUGUUCUAGAGGAAGUUCGAAUGGCCAGAAAAGAGAGUAGUUUUUAGUUAGUUGACUAUCACCAGUGUAAAUUUUAUUUCUUGUAAAAAUAUCUGAACCUAAUGUGUACAAUAAAUCACCACAUUUUCUAAAUGCCGCGACGGAACAAAGAUAAAGAUUAUCUGCUUA